Molecule: messenger RNA, 1330 nt
Organism: Cygnus atratus (black swan)
Lineage: Eukaryota; Metazoa; Chordata; Aves; Anseriformes; Anatidae
Gene: CALHM6
Product: calcium homeostasis modulator family member 6
Molecular function (GO): monoatomic cation channel activity
Source: RefSeq, a predicted model, not a curated record
AUGGAAAAGUUACGCACUGCGAUGGAUUUUUGUAUCCGCCACCAGAAGAUUCUGGGUUACAGCAUUGUGUCCCUGCUGACAGCUGCCAGCGAGUAUAUCUUCUCCUCCGUGGUCUUCAAGUGUCCUUGCAAUUCCUGGAACACCUUGUAUGGCUUUGUCUUCCUCUUAGUGCCGGCCUUCGUCCUCUUCUUGCUCGGCUACAUGAUAAACGCCAGGGUCUGGCUUUUGGUGACGGGCAGAUGCUCUCCAGAGAACCGGUGUAGCUGUGACUCCUGUGGAAACUUUUGCAAAGUGCUGAUGCCAGUGACAGCCAGCACCUUGGUGGCUCCCUUCACCUGGAUCGCGGUGGCCCUGCUCAGUGCCAGCUUCUAUGAGUGUGCAGUAAGCAGGAGCAGCUUAAUCAGAAAGCUGGUGUGCAGGGACAUCAAAGAGUACUGCAAUGCAUCGCUGGAGAAAAUACCCUGUGACAAGGAGUUGUCCAAGGAGAUAGGUGAAUUUCACAGCCUUCAAGCCCAGUCCCAGAUUGUAGGAUGGUUGCUGAUUGCCAUCAUCAUGACUCUGGCACUCAUUGCAACGUGUUCCAUCCACUGUCGCUCCCCGGUUAGCUACUUUCAGCUGAAGUUCUGGAAAAUUUACUUGAAAAAGGAACGAGAGGUCUUUGCGAUCAAGGCUAAAGACCAUGCAGCCAAGCUGGCAGAAAGAAACGUUCUUCUUUUUGAACCUGCUGACCCAGCACCAUUUUGGACUCCCAGAAAUGAAGACUGGCAGAAGAUUUCAUUCCCGUAUAGCUUCAAUACAAAAGAGCAGCAUUACAGCAUGAUACACAAGUACGUGAACACAAACAGGGGCAAGGCAUCCAGUGAAGGAGAUCAGAUUCAUGAUGUUUUAGGAUUUGUGGAUGAAGCACAUGCAAGUGAAUCAGGAUUUUGAUGAAACAUACCGUUUGUAACACUGGCAAUCUUUUAAACCUACUAAUAUGAAAAGAGUCUUAUUCUGAGCUCUUACUGAAAUCAGUAUGUAAAUAUUGCAUUUAAACCUCAGGAGAUUUUUUUUUUUAAUAAACUAUACUUUUGUUUAGGUGCAUUUAAAUAAAUACAUGGUUCACAAUGGGAGUUUUCAUAUCUUGAUGUUCAUUAAGAAAGAGUCAUGUAAAAUAACAAGGAUCCACAGCAAAGAUGUCAGCAUGUACUAUGUCAAAUUAUUUUCCAAAUGCCUUAAGAGAAUUUGGCAGCUGGAGUGACAAAACCAAACUUUCAUACCUGUCAGUAACACAGGGACAAAAAGGAAUUGAAAUUUUGACCAUAAGUUUAGCUUAGUUUAUUAGCUAUCA